Molecule: messenger RNA, 3584 nt
Organism: Caenorhabditis sp. 36 PRJEB53466
Lineage: Eukaryota; Metazoa; Nematoda; Chromadorea; Rhabditida; Rhabditidae
Source: the annotation of a GenBank genome assembly
AUGGUGAGUUGAUUCGUUGGAAAAUAAUUCGAGAAAAUCCUAUAAUAUAUUCUUCUCCUUCUUCUCCCAUUUCACUCCCAUUUUCCCGUUGCCACGACGUCAUAUCGUUCAAAUUCCUGAUGUCAUUAUUAUCAUUUCAUGGGUCUCGAAGCGAGCGAAUUCAAAUUUCCCGUCCGCUAUCAUCGAAAUCGAGCUGUGUUAUCACCCCCACUUCUUUUUCAAAUUUUGCCAAAAGUUUUCCGGCCGCGACAUAACACACCCCCCGCGCGCGCGCGCGCGUGGCCUUUCGCACUGCCUCCCAAGGUCUCUUCUCAACCGAAAGGGACUUGGCAAGCUGCCAAGUAGCCUUUCGCCUGCUCUUCGCCUCAGCGCACUGGACCGAACGGGACCGACUCGGGUCAACUGGGACCACCGGACGGUCGCACGGCACUCCGAGCAGAUCUGAGAAGGAACGGUGCGCAGUGGGACGUCGGUUGCGUCAAGUGGCACAUGGUUUUGGGUUGCGAAAGGGGCUAGAGACGUCACGGACCGUUUUUGGGUCUCAUUUUUUCUAUAACGCUUUUCCCGACGAACCCGCGCGGUCUAGGUGCUCUAAACGGGUGAAAAUUUCCCAAAUAACUGAUAUUUUCCGUUUUGAAACUUGGCGCUUGGGUCUCGACACGAAAACUUUUUGAUUUGCUGACAAGUAAGAUAAAUGGGUCGGUGCAAAGGUCGUUUGUAAAGUUAAAGGGCUAGAGAACAACUGACAUGAGGUGAAGUCGGAUCAAACUUUUUCUCCUCGCGUGGGUCUCGAGACGAAGAUUGAUUACCGACAAUUGAGGUGUGCGCCUUUAAGGCACAGUACCUCCGGCGCGGGUGACAUUUUUGAUGGAUUUACUCGCAAAUUUUUCGAGACCCAACGAAAAAAAUCGUUUUGAAGGACUUUCUUUGUUUCUCUUGAUGGUCAUCUUUCGAAAUAAUUCCAAAAAAAAAUUCAAAAAUCCUUUACCAUUCGUAUGGUAAUUGGCACAUCUGUUUGCCUAUUCAGAUGACAGAUGGCUCUUUGCCGAAGCUUGGCUCAUUCACUGGCUCCGCUGCACAACAUCUUGAACGCGAAUUUUCUCGACGUCAAACACGCGAAUUUUUUUGGUGAUUUUCCUUCAAAAAAGUCUGCAAAUUCGCGUGGCGUGUACGCAGCGAAUCUCACGCACAAUUGCAGAAAUGGCAUUUUCUUUCGACUUUGGCGGCAAAUUUGUUCGCAUUUUCCGGAAGAGUUUUGUCGAAAAAAUUUGUCGCUUGACAGUUUUUGAGUGAAAAAGGCGCUCAAAAUCAACUCCCUCCCCUGAUUUUCCAGCUUUUUUGUGUAGAAAUCGAAAAAAUCAGAUUUUACAUGAAAUUUCAAAAAAUUUGAUAAAGUAAUGUUUUUCCUGCUAGAUUUUCGGUAUUUUCACUCGCCUCACUCUUAAAAAAUCGCGAUUUUUAAUUCACUGGUUUUUCGGCAAAAAAUCGCUCAAAAAUCACAAUUUUCUCGGUCGAAAAAAGUCGCGUUUUGCGCUGCAAUUUCGCGCGGCAAUCUUUGAACGCUCUCACUCUCUUUCUCCGUUCCGUCUCCUCGACGGUCAUCAUCAUGAUCUGCCGGCCGCCGUCAAUUAUCUGCCCUUUUACCAAUCCAAUCAAAUCUAGGUCAUUCCCAACCUAUCCGUACCCUCUUUUUCUCUCCAUUUCUCUCGAUUUUCUGCGAGAUUUGCGCUUUUUCCAUACAAAUAAUAUCAUUAUUUCGAAAGAGAAGACGUUUUUUUUUUUCCAAAUGAUCAAUCAAUAAAUUGUUUGCAGGCGCCUAAACUCCGUGCCCGUUCAUCGUCGCGCUCGCGCACUUCCGAAGGAUCAGCAGCGAGAAUGCCGCAGACGCCCGCCAAACUAGCCGUCGUCGCCACGUCAACGCCGUCGAAAUCGCCGGCGCGUGGGCGUGGCCGGCCGAAAAAGCCGACGACGGCGUCCGCCGUCAAAAACGAGCGUCAGGCGUCGAAAUCGGCGACGCCACGCAAAGCGGUAAUAGUUUUGAGCGAGUUUUCGAGCAGAAUAACACGGAAUCGUUUUCAAAAAAUGAUGAGAACAAUUCCGUUUCAUUCCGCCAAUUUGUUCCCAGGGAGGGGGCGAGAGAAGCAAAGAAAACGUCGAGCCACAACAACAACAACAACGAGAACGACGGCAGAAGAAGAUCCGUUCGAGCGGGAAUGGCUAAUUGAGCAGCUGCUCGCUCGGAGCACGAAGCCCUAACUGUCAACAACCGAAUCUCGAGAAUUUUGUUUCUCGGCUCGUUUUCGGUCAUUUCUAGGCAAAAUUUUCCUUUCGUUUGCGGAAUUUCAUCAAGUUUGCACAAUUUAGACAAUUCAAGUGUUUCACUCAUUGGAAUAUUCUAGAACAUUCCAGAACAUUCCGAAAAAUCCUGCCUCUUUCCUUUCCGCUAUAAUAGCGCAUCCGCAUAGGUCAGACUUGUUGAAAAAUACAUAAAAGGCAACCAUAUCCAAACUUUUCAAGGCUUCUACUCCCCCUUUCUCCUAAAAUUCCUCCCGAAUCCUCUCAUUCCAAUCGGUUUAUUUUUGCAGAACUCGCGUGCCGCCUCCCGUUCGCGGUCCCGUUCCCGCGGUCGUCCGGCCGGCUCGGCCACCGCCCCCGCAUCCGCAUCCUCUUCUUCCUUUUCCGGUCUUUCCUCGUCGUACCGUCGCGGCGCGAAGCAGCGGAAUACGAUCGAAUCGACGCACGAGGUGGCCGACGAGGACGAGGAGCCCGUGAGCACGCCCCGCCUACGCACCCGCACCGCACGCAGUCUCACUCAGGAUCCUGUCGCUGUGAGUUUGGCGUGAAAAAUACACUAAGAAUUGGUUGUUGGAAAUCUUUGUUGUCAAGGAAAAUUGGAGAGUUUCACUAGAGAAUCACUAGAGUUGAAAGGCUGUUUUUCUGAAAUGUUCAAUGGAAUGUUUUCCAUUCUGAAACUGCUAGAACAACAUUCGUUUUACAGGAAAAUUGACUUUCCAAGAAUAUCUGUUCAAAAAUCCCACUUCUCCCCUAAAAAACCGCUCAUUUUCUUGCAGAGAACUCCCCGAUCGCUCCAGAACACUCCGCAAAAGACGAUUCCGGACCGCGUCUCCUCCGACGCUUCUGGCUCUUCGUGUGCCCUCCGCGGAAGACUGUGCGGCGUGGCGACGGGCGUCAAGAACGGAAUUGUCAGAGUGGCCCAGCGGGUGCAGUCGGUGAUCGUGGCCGCCUUCGCACUGCUCCUCUCGCUGCUCGCCUUGCCGUUCUCGUACGUGCGCGCCGGCUGGAAGAAGGUGGCUCCGCGCGACGCGAAGACGGAACGUUGUCUGCUCGUCGCCCUUUUCGUCGUCGCCGUCGCCGCCGUCAUCUACGCGAAUCCGCGAUUCGUCCGCUCCACGAAGCUCUACUUCACCGAGCGCUUCUGGCCGGAAGUGCUCGUGGUGCACAACGAUCUGAUGAUCGUCCUGCAGGUCCUCUACCGCGAUUUCGACCGAUCCAUCGCAAUGUUCAAGAACGCCGGCGUGCGCAUUUGGAAGUGGGUGGCGGACGGAAAAACGGUCGACGUUUGA